AUGGCGUCCACGUGCUUUCGUUUAGCCUGGUGUCAGGUGAGAGAAUGGGUCCCAAGGAGGAUUUUCACGGGUGCAUACACAACAGGAAGAAGGCCAGCACCGAGAAUAGUUUUCUUGUCGACAUUUGUAGCAUUCUGCGGGGAUAAGGAAAACCAGAAAACGUCACAUAUAGAAAGAAAACUUAAGGAUCCUGACCCUAGUACACUAACAACAGAAUACCUACUGAGGAAUGCGAGCCUGACAUCACUUGACUCAACAAUCAAACUUCUGUCUGUAACUACAGUGGCUUUAUCAGAUGUUGAAAAAGAAUAUGCAAGGUGGACAUUUGUUUUGGUAAAAUUUAUGAAGUUCAGGUUGACUGUCCUUGGCAAACCUGAAGAGGAAGAACGAGUCUUUGACAUGAUAUUGCAGACUAGAAGCAAACUUACCGAACUGAAAGAGAGGCGACGAGAUUUGACUCUUUUGUACCAGACAGUGACUACCAUGGUCUCUGCUGCAGCUGAAGCGGCACUAAUAUCAGGUGUGGGGUAUCAGGUAUCAUCUGCUAACGAGGCCAUGCAAAGUUCACAAGUGUAUCUGCGAGGUGUUCAAGAAACAAGUCUGGAGGCAGAAAAGGAAAUGACUGACAUCCAGGUGGAAACCAUAGAAAAAGAAAGCAAGCAUGCCGAGGAAAAGGAAAAACAAAAUAAACAGAAGGAUCAACAAGAAGGGGAGAAGUCAGUAACACCAAAAAGCUGUGAUGGGGAGAAGACGACUGGUAGAGAUGAAAAUCAAGGGAGACAACUACCUAAGAGCUCAGAUGGGGAGAAGACGACUGGUAGAGAUGAAAAUCAUGGGAGACAAGAUGUUGUUUUUGCAGAUAUCAAAAUGGAUGAUCUAGAUAGACUGAACAGGGAACAUUAUGUUUCCUUUGUAGAUGUAGAAGAGAACAAUUGUAACGAUAGCAAUGAGAGCGAUAAUAUAUUCAAAGAAAAUGUGAAAGUUGAUGCAGAUGAUAAAAUGACAGAAAAAGAAAUAUUUGAAGAGGAAAUUAAAAAAGAUAAAUAUGAUCCAGAUCAAUGGAAGGAAUGCUGACAUGUAAGAUUGUAGGUCAGUUGUAGAUGUGUAUACAGAUGUUUUUUUGGUUGCUUUGGUAACCAUGUCACUACACUUACGUAUUUGUGUAAUGGGUAAGCUUUAAUAAUAUAUAUUAAGGAGAAAAGGAAGUAACAAGGGAAUGGUACAUUUUAAGGCAAGGGCAAGGUCAUACUCAUGAUGCUGAUAUCAAUAUAUAGGACUGAAACUGAUGAUUUAAGACAGAUAUUUUGUACAAUUUGCAAUUGUGGAGGAGCGCGUUGUGUGUUGUAGUUUCUACUUAGCAAGUGUCGUCAUAGUGAUGAAUAAUAACUCCUAAUUACAACAAAUUUAGUCAUAGUGAUGACAUAGGCUAAUUAGAAAGAAUAUAAAGGUUUCCUAUGUGAUAAAAAUGUUCUGUAGUGAAGACUUGAUAUUCAACAAAUUCAUUGAGGUUUGGUUUCAAGUCUGUAAAACAAUUGCUGGGAUAAUGAAUUGUACUUCUCAUGUAUAGCCUAGAUAGGGCUAAGUUUAUCCACACAGAAGGACUGCUAAGCUUAUCUACACAGAAGGACUGCUAAGCUUAUCUGGACAGAAGGACUGCUAAGCUUAUCUGGAUAGGGGACUGCUAAGCUUAUCUGAAUAAGGGACUGAUAAGCUUAUCUGAAUGGGGGACUGCUAAGCUUAUCUGAAUAGGGGACUGAUAAGCUUAUCUAUACAGAAGGACUGCUAAUCUUAUCUGAAUAGGGGACUGAUAAGCUUAUCUGAAUGGGGAACUGCUAAGCUUAUCUGAAUAGGGGACUGAUAAGCUUAUCUGAAUGGGGAACUGCUAAGCUUAUCUGAAUAGGGGACUGCUAAGCUUAUCUAUACAGAAGGAUUGCUAAACUAAUCUGGACAGAAGGACUGCUAAGAUUAUCUGAAUAGGGGACUGCUAUGAUUAUCUGAAUAGGGGACUGCUAAGCUUAUCUGAAUAGGGGACUGCUAAGCUUUUCUGAAUAGGGGACUGCUAAGUUAAUUACGAUUGGGGAAAUGUUGAGGUUCUUGUAUCUGUAAAAUCCUUGGGUUUUAGCCCUUAAUAACUAUCUCUCCCCACAUAAGUCUGGGAAAGUAUUGUUUAUGUGCUGCUCAUCUGUUUGUCCAUACAUUAUUCUGUCAAUAUUGGUUUCCAUGCCAAAAAAAGGCUUCUGUUCUUAAUACUACAUGACCAUAUUUGGUAUACAGGUUGCUUGUAUAGAGAGUUUGCUUUGAAUUUUGCUUCUGGUCAAAGGUCACAAAGUAUGUUAUUUAAUUAGAGCAAAGGUAGCAUUUGACUUGUUCCAAUAGGUUAUGUUCUGAUGGACGGACUAUGAUCACAGGUACACACGUUGUUUGGAUUGAGUGAUCACAUUGAUAAUCUGCAACUGAAAUAUUGUAUCAAGUAUGUUUCUUUCUGUGCAACAAGUUCUGUCCGAAUAAGCCAUUGCUGUCUGUAUUCAGUAUGCAGGUUGCCUGUGUGAUUCUGCUGCAUUGGAAAUACUACCCAGUUCCACAAGGUAAAACGGCAUGUAAUCUGUUUCUACAAAUAUAAUCUUCUCCUAUUUUUAAAUGCUGGAUUUCGGUGUCUUAUAGGCAUGGCUCAUGCAAGUUGAAACAACGAUCUGAUUUUUCCAGACAAAAAACCAAACAACGCACAUUUCGCUUAUGUAAAUAAGUGUGCUUUACCAUUAUAUCAUGUGUUUUAUGCUGUCAUUUAUUUAAUGACGUCAUGAAUUGAUAAAUAAAUAAAAAGAACAGAGUAAAAUUAGACAUAAGAAUGUGUUCUAUCUACGAGUAUUUCAUACUUUUUCCAGUACAUAUUUACUGUUCUUCUUUACCUACAUCCAUGGCGUUAAAAAAAGGGUGUCUGCAUAGUGAUGGACAAGGGGAGGCUAUUCGAAAAAAAAACCUGCAAUGUUCAUCUGCUUCUUGACAAUUUAUGCUAAAAUAUCUUCAUACUUUAAGUAAAAUAAACACCAGUUUCUGAAA
This is a messenger RNA of Ylistrum balloti, 3057 nucleotides long. RefSeq lists its product as uncharacterized. The record is from RefSeq and is a predicted model, not a curated record. The transcript is spliced from 5 exons. NCBI's taxonomy places the organism in Eukaryota, Metazoa, Mollusca, Bivalvia, Pectinida, Pectinidae. Gene Ontology annotation, cellular component: mitochondrion. Bases 1 to 1074 code for a protein of 357 amino acids. Gene Ontology annotation, biological process: neuron apoptotic process; intrinsic apoptotic signaling pathway in response to oxidative stress.